CAGUCCAUUUUCAGUCUUGGCUGAGUUACUGAACGUACAAGUCCUCGUAUUUUUUGUGUGUUUAACUUUAUCGUUUUUUUCCUUUUAAGUUCUUUUACAUACUAGGAAUGACGAACCAGAGUCAGGGUAUUCAACAGCUAUUGGCUGCUGAAAAGGUUGCAGCGGAUAAAGUUGGAGAGGCCAGAAAGCGUAAAACUCGCCGACUCAAGCAAGCCAAGGAUGAAGCCACCGAAGAAAUCGAGAAAUAUCGUCAGGAACGUGAACGACAAUUCAAGGACUUUGAAAUCCAGCAUGUAGGCUCACGAGAAGGUGUUGCCAACCGUAUCGACAAAGAUGCUAAACUAAAAUUGGAAGAAAUGACCCGUGCCUUAGCGUCGAACAAGGAGGCUGUUAUUAAGGAUGUACUUAGAUUGGUGUACGAUAUUGAGCCAAAAUUGCACAAAAAUUACCGUCAAUAGGACCGAAACCAAUUUACAAGAUUGUGUUUCCGGUUUGUUGGCUUAUUCGUUUUCGGUCUGUGUAAAUAAUUAAUGAAACGUAAAGCUUAAAUUAUGCGGGCUAUUAACUAAAAAAAUUAAUGGAAAAGUAUUAACGCAUCUGCGCAAUAUAUUUACAAAAAAAGAAAAGGUUUUGUUGAAUCAUUCCAUAGUCAAUUAAACAAUCCGAACAAAAA
Messenger RNA from Bradysia coprophila, 673 nucleotides. RefSeq names its product V-type proton ATPase subunit G-like. Gene Ontology annotation, cellular component: vacuolar proton-transporting V-type ATPase, V1 domain; vacuolar proton-transporting V-type ATPase complex. Lineage: Eukaryota; Metazoa; Arthropoda; Insecta; Diptera; Sciaridae. The record is from RefSeq and is a predicted model, not a curated record. Gene Ontology annotation, biological process: synaptic vesicle lumen acidification. Gene Ontology annotation, molecular function: ATP hydrolysis activity; proton-transporting ATPase activity, rotational mechanism.